CUCACACACACUCACUCACACACACUUUGGAGGAGGAAGAAGACGCACCGAAAGACGCACGAAGGUCAGCGGCUUUUUUACUCAUAUUCUGCGGUUUUUUCCCCUCCUUUCUCUUAACGGCAGUCGAGAGAGAAAAGUUUCCAGAAACAGAGAGGAGAGGAGAGUGGCUCGGUCUGAGCACGCAAACACAAGCAGGCGCGCUUCUUUUUGUCUGUGUGCGCCUUGGAGAUAAUUCUUGUCUUUAUUCGUCUUUUGAAUUUAGAUUUUUUUUCCUCUCUUUUGAAUUUUACGCACUUCGCUGCUGCUGCGGGACCUCUCCUUUGCGGGUUUCUUUGUGCGCAAAUUGACACUCAGGAGUGGUAGUGUGAAAAGAAGAAGAAGAAGGAGGAGAAGGAGAAAAGGGAAGACGAGGAACCGGACCAGGGCGGACCAGAGGGGGGCAAAAACUCACCAGGUAUGGCAGCGGUGUUGCCGAGAACCCUGGGUGAGCUGCAGCUCUACAGGAUCCUGCAGCGGGCAAACUUGCUCUACUACUAUGAGGCCUUCAUCCAGCAGGGCGGUGACGACGUGCAGCAGCUCUGCGAGGCCGGUGAGGAGGAGUUCUUGGAGAUCAUGGCCCUCGUCGGCAUGGCCAGCAAGCCGCUGCACGUGCGCCGCCUGCAGAAGGCACUGCGAGACUGGGUCACCAACCCCGCCAUCUUUAACCAGCCCCUCACCUCGCUGCCCGUGUGCAGCAUCCCCGUGUACAAACUGCCCGAAGGCUCACCCACGCUGCUCAGCGCUCAGGACCGCGCCAGUACCGCCAGCGUCAAGAUGCCCAAAGCCAUCGCCGCCGCCUGCUCUGACCCGGGGAAGCUGGACGUGGCAAGGGACAAAGUGUCGGCCGGAUCACCACUGCAGGGCAGCAGCGAGGUGAGGUUCUGGUCGGGCCACAGCAAUGAUAGCGAGCACAGCCUGUCUCCGUCAGACCUGGGCUCCCCAUCUUCGCCCAGAGAGGCUUUAGAAGCUCUGGACGCAGCCGCUGUCCAGUCGGUCAUGGAGUGUGUGGACAGAAUGGCGCCUGGCCUCCCAAAGGCGGACCUGGCUGAGGUAAAAGAGCAGCUGAAGAACAACAAGAAGCUAGGAAAGAUGAUCGGACACAUCUUUGAAAUGAGCGAUGAUGGUCCGCGAAGGGAGGAGGAGAUCCGGAAGUACAGCGCCAUCUAUGGACGCUUUGACUCCAAGAGGAGGGACGGCAAGCACCUGACGCUUCACGAACUGACGGUGAACGAAGCGGCGGCACAGCUCUGCAUGAGGGACAUGGCUCUGUUGACACGCCGCGACGAGCUGUUCGGACUCGCCCGGCAGAUUUCCAGGGAGGUCACCUACAAAUACACCUACCGCACCAGCAAGUCUCGCUGUGGAGACCGAGACGAGCCGUCACCUAAAAGAAUUAAAACAGAGGAGAACUUCUUCGACAUCCAGGAGGCGCUGCAGGCCAUCCACAUGCGACAGGAGAUGCUGAGGGAGCAACUGGCGUGCGCCAAGUCGAAAGGAGAGGAAACCGUUGGACGAAACCUGCAGAUGCAAUUGGAGCGUCUGCUGGCGAGGCAGAUGGAGAUCCUGCAGGAUGCCGCUGUCCAGGAACGACUCCAGGCUCUGGACUGGAGGAUCCCCCCCGCCGCCUUAAAGUACCUCAACAAUGCACAGAACACCAACGGAAACGCAGCCGUUGACGCCAGCAGAGACAGCCAAGAUGAACGACCAAUAAACUUGCGGGUGGUAAGUCAGAACAUGCAGGAAGGCGACCUCCCACUGGGGAAGCAGCUAGCCAAUGAACUGAAGCGCCAUCACAACCACAUCAACAGCAACAACAGCAACACAGAUGAGACCAAAACACCAGCAAUAGAAAAUGGAACGUCACAGCGGGCGUCCACGAACGCAGAGAAGAAGACCAUCAAGUCAGAGCCUGAAGACUCCACAUAGUGCCUCCCGCCUCACCAUUCGACCCCCGCCCCCUUAGUACCCCGCCCCACUUCAUUCUACUCACACUUGACAGUAUGCAGUUACUAUCCAUCAAUAGAUACUAAGCAAGCACAGACACAGUAGAGCCUUAACAACCAAUGUUGCCUCAUGAAUAGCAUUUAUUUUUCUUUGAUUUAGUAUGUUUGUUUCUUUGUUUUCAAAGGUAUCUGCCAAAGCACCUAAAGAGCAUUUUGAGAAGUUCUUCAGUGCUCUCUGGUCUUUGUCUGUUGAUUAGUUGUACACAUUAGAUGUACCUGUAAUUUAAGAGUAAUCUGUUGCAGACAUUUGUGUCCUCUUUACCUCUGCCUUGGUGUUGGUUUUCCUGCUUUUUUUGGACAGCCAGAGUGCAGGCUGUGAUGCUGGGGCUGAAUCUUAACUCACGCGUAGAUUCAAAGAUGGGGGGAAAAGCUAAUUUCUGGAAAACUUUUGCCAUGGUGCUGUAAGUUUAGCUUCUUGAUAACACUUUAUAUUUCCCAAAUCUGAAAGAGAACGUUAUCAGAUUUGGCAUUUAUUUAUUAAAUAUUUAA
Messenger RNA from Pundamilia nyererei, 2531 nucleotides. Its product is annotated as NGFI-A-binding protein 1. Gene Ontology annotation, cellular component: nucleus. Gene Ontology annotation, molecular function: transcription coregulator activity; transcription factor binding. The transcript has 8 exons. Lineage: Eukaryota; Metazoa; Chordata; Actinopteri; Cichliformes; Cichlidae. The record is from RefSeq and is a predicted model, not a curated record. Bases 457 to 1965 code for a protein of 502 amino acids. Gene Ontology annotation, biological process: negative regulation of DNA-templated transcription.